AACGUUUAAUGUUCUUCUGGCGAGUAACGUAAUCCGUGAUCAUACCAUAAUCGGAAUCCAGUCAGCUGUUAUGUCAAGCGAAUAUCCUUAACCAACAAAAUAAGUAAAAAAGAAUUCAUUAAUCGGCCUUAAUUAACGAUUAUUUUCAUAAUAUUGUGAUCUUCCAGUGUGUUAUAGUAUUCUUACGAAAGUUCUGAAAUAAUAGGUUUUCUUUAAUCUAAUUGAAUUGAAGAAUGAUAUUGUAACAGUAUUACAAGAGUACUUCCAAGAUGUUCAAAGAAAAUGAUAAUGCUUCUGGAGGAUGUAAUGGUCCCCCACCACGUGCUCGAAGAUUUCCAAGAUUUUCCUUAAGAAGAUUAUUAUAUUCAAGUCCACUUAUUGGUCGAAGAAUAGUCCGAGCACCUAGUUCUGGUAAUAGGAGUAACGCUAAAGCUAAAGAUCCAGCAGGCAGUAGAGUAUUUAUAGAAGCCAGAGUAAGUAAUGGUUCAAGCCAUUAUCAAUUUUACAAUAUAGACCUACAACGUGCUUCCAGCAAAGGCUCUGUACUUUCUUCUGCCGGAAAGAGUAAUGAGAGUGGAUUAAUGGAGUGUCCGCUAUGUUUAGCCGAUCUACCAAUUGAAUUAUUUCCUGUUAUACAAUCUUGUCAUCAUCGUACCUGCUAUGAUUGCUUCCAACAAUAUCUUAAAAUCGAGAUUUCCGAAUCAAGAGUUAAUAUAGCUUGUCCUGUAUGUUCAGAACCUCUCCAUCCUAACGAUAUUCGAAUGAUACUAAAUGAUUCAGCACAGUUAGAGAAAUAUGAAGAUUUUAUGGUACGAAGAGUUCUUGCCGUUGAACCCGACGCAAGAUGGUGUCCAGCGCCUGAUUGCAGUUUUGCUGUAAUCGCAAGCGGUUGUGCAUCGUGUCCAAAAUUACGAUGCGAAAGACCCGGUUGCGAUUCAUACUUUUGUUAUCAUUGUAAAGCUCGAUGGCAUCCUAAUCAAACAUGCGAUGCAGCUAGAGCUCAGCGUUCGCAAUAUUACGAGCGAAGUUCUUCGCUUAGUUUUAGUCAAAGUGAUUCACAGCACAGAGAUGAUAUUAAACCAUGUCCACGAUGUCAAGCUCUCAUCGUUAAAAUGGACGAUGGAACUUGUAAUCAUAUGACAUGUGCCGUUUGUGGAGCCGAAUUUUGUUGGCUUUGCAUGAAAGAAAUCAGUGAUCUUCAUUAUCUUAGUCCUUCUGGCUGUACUUUUUGGGGUAAAAAGCCAUGGUCCAGAAAGAAGAAGAUACUUUGGCAGCUAGGAACUCUCGUUGGUGCUCCUGUUGGAAUUGCUUUGGUCGCUGGUAUAGCAGUACCUGCAAUGAUUAUUGGUAUACCGGUAUGGGUUGGAAGAAAAUUAUACACAAGAUAUAAGAAAGCCAACAAGCACAAGAGAAAUGCUUUUAUUGCAGGUGGUGUUACUGCAUCGGUUUUAGUGUCGCCUGUAUUGGCAGGUUUAGCAGUUGGUAUUGGUGUACCAAUUCUUUUGUUCUACGUCUACGGCGUGGUUCCGGUUUCAUUAUGUCGCAGUGGUGGUUGUGGAGUCUCCACUAAUGGUACCGGUGUACGAUUCGAUUUUGAUGAUGAGAAUGAAUUAAUGGGUGCCUUGGGCGUUCGCAAUGCUGGCGAUGCAUCAUCGAUAGAUGUAGCCAGUCAUCGUGUUGGUAAUCCUUCAAUAGGUGAAGCAUCCUUGUCAUUGGGUAGUGGAAGUCAAUUGGAAAAAUUGGGCCGAGAAAAUGAUCGUGAAAGUGCUAGUAAUGUUGCAUUAGCUGGGCUCAGUUUAGCAGGAAGCAUUGCUUCUAGUGUUCUUCCUGGAGGUCAAAGAUUGGAAGUUCAAGCAGAUGUAACUUCAACACAAAGAUGUAGUCUCUGCAGUGAAACAGCUUCGGCUGCUACGAGCCUAUCAGAAAAAUCUGUUAAUGCUUCAUUAGCUCUUGAUGAUGGAGCAGCAUCUACGAGAGCAUUAUCAGGUUCAGUUCUUAACUUCAAGAUGGACAGUAGCUCGAUCAGCGGUGGUAGAAGUACGGAAGGAGAUCAAACAGCAAAUUCUACUACUGGAGGUCAUAUGGACUCAGCUGGACAAGCAACUUCUUUGAGUUCUUUAGAGGAGGUAGUACCGGGUUUAGCAAAACGUACGCGUCGUAAACCACCUUUAGAUCGACAACACAGUGAUUCGAGCAAUUGGACCGUAUGUGGAGAAGAUGGAGGUUCUGAACGUGUACGGUUCGACGAUCACGUUAGUUUUAUUGAAGCAGAUAGAGACCAAACCAGUACUGGAACGUGCAAUGCCAAUAACAGGACGACGACUGGUGGUAGACGAAAACGAAAUAAAGAGGUAGAACAGGAAUUAGAUACUCAAAAGUUUUCCAAGAAUUCAAAUAAGGAAUUGAACACUGAUACAACUAUUGAGGAACAUCCAUCCGUAGAACGUAUUAACGUUGCCACAUUGAGAAAUGUUUUUUUUCACAGUUCGACAGUAUCAACAGAUCGUGAAAAAAGAUUAUCGGUAAUAGAAGAACCAAUAUCAGCCGUAUUACAAAAUUCGGGAAACAAUCACGGAUUUUCUUCAUGCGAUGUGGAACGUAUUAUUGAUGAAAGUUCACACUGCUAAGGAAAAUUAAGAAAAAA
Molecule: messenger RNA, 2644 nt
Organism: Polistes dominula (European paper wasp)
Lineage: Eukaryota; Metazoa; Arthropoda; Insecta; Hymenoptera; Vespidae
Product: E3 ubiquitin-protein ligase RNF19A
Biological process (GO): protein ubiquitination
Molecular function (GO): zinc ion binding; ubiquitin-protein transferase activity
Source: RefSeq, a predicted model, not a curated record